Molecule: messenger RNA, 1373 nt
Organism: Durusdinium trenchii
Lineage: Eukaryota; Dinophyceae; Suessiales; Symbiodiniaceae
Source: the annotation of a GenBank genome assembly
UACACUGAUUCGCGCAACUAGAUAUACAGUGUCUUUAAAGCUUGUUUUCUUAAUUGCAGCCUAACUAUUUAAGGAACACUUGCUUAACACAAAGUGACAGGCAUUUUCUCAAUUCAGCCGCUGAGUUUUCCAACCACGAUGUGAGUGUUCCAAGGAUGUUCGAGUCAGAUAAUCGAUUUCAGAAUGACUUCUAAGGCUCACACUCAAUUCCUUCUGCCUCGACUUUGUGCAGGUCCCAAGGUUUGUCAGGCAGUCAAGAACCCUUAUGACCUUGUGUGUGCAAGGUGUGGUGAAAAGACUUGCCCCUUUCACCAGAAUCACCAGAGCUUAAAUUGAAUGCCCACAUGAUCCAUACCUUAUGUACAGGCUAAACCCAAACCACAAGCAAAACCUUAUGCCGCCGUGGUGAGCUCUGCCUGAGAAUACCGGUCCAGUGUCCCACAUGAUCCGGUCCAGUGCUGCUGGUUAGCCAAAGGCACUGAGGCUUGUGAAGGCCGCCCAUCAAUUCAGGUUGCUAUGGACAUCCAUCUUGGCCACGUUAGAAGUGCUUAAACAUGGAGGCUCCAGACAUUUCACGCGCUGCAACCAUCAAAGACGCUUUCAGCUCAGCAACUCACGGGGCUUUGGUCACCGGUUCCGGCAACGAGAUGACUUCGGACCGGACUCAUUCUCGAUGGACCAGUGAACGGGGGAGGUCACGGUCGAAGCGAGCAGCCGGUCGAGACGGAAGGGGGUGCCUGUUGGGUGGGUUUUUCCACGGUCCAGAGACUUGGGUGGGGAAAAAACAAUAAAACAGCAGGUGAUUUUGCAAAACAAAGCACAAGACGCAGGUCAAUGAAGCUCUGGGCAUGGAUGAUCGGAUCAAUACAUGUAAUUGCUACAAAGGCCUCCAGGAGCUAUCGGAUAGUACCUGGUGUUUUUGGAAGAUGGUGCGUGCCUGGCCGAGGAAUUUCGGUAAGUUCCAGACGCACGUAGAGGUUGAGCUGCAGACGUUGAAGGAGACCUUAGAGUCCUUGGUGGAGGAACUUGCUGCCCCCAUGUUCUCCUCACGAAGCAGCGCUGGGAGUAGGGCUUCUUCAGUGGGCUCUGAGCAGCCCAAGGACCCUGAGACGGUGGUGCUACACACCUGGAAUACAUCCAAGGGGAGCCUCAAGCCCCCAACACCAUAGCAGUCCGACUUGCAAGACGAUCCUUAAUUUUUCGUCCAUUUUCUUCGGCUGGUUCGGCUAAAGCCAAGCCCAUGCGGGGACGCGACCGGAGACCGUGACAUCACUCCGGUCGGGGGGUCCCACCGACGCAUAUUCUGUGGGUGAUGUUCAACUGUUUACUUCUUCCAUGUUUAGGAGGUGGACUGGUGGACCGGUCGACAUGAU